This is a messenger RNA of Chanos chanos (milkfish), 1335 nucleotides long. It is a transcript of the gene matk, whose product is annotated as megakaryocyte-associated tyrosine kinase. Gene Ontology annotation, biological process: protein phosphorylation. Lineage: Eukaryota; Metazoa; Chordata; Actinopteri; Gonorynchiformes; Chanidae. The record is from RefSeq and is a predicted model, not a curated record. Bases 1 to 1335 code for a protein of 444 amino acids. Gene Ontology annotation, molecular function: protein tyrosine kinase activity; ATP binding; protein binding. The transcript is spliced from 12 exons.
AUGUGGAAACCUGGAACUCAGUGUGUUGCCAAGGGCGACCACACCAAGGUGAAAACUGGAGAAAUAGCCUAUCACAAAGGUGACAUCCUCACGGUUUUAGAGGCGAGACAGGGGAAAGGGGUUUACCUGGUCAGACAUAACAGGACAGGGGAAGAGGGUCUGAUCACAGCCUCUAACGUCAGAGAGCGGGAAGCUAUCCGCGUCGACCGGAGUCUGAGCCUGAUGCCAUGGUUCCACGGGAAGAUAUCCGGGCCAGAGGCGGUGAAUAAGCUGAAGCCCGUGGAGGAUGGGCUGUUUCUGGUCCGCGAGUCCAUCCGGCACCCCGGGGACUACGUCCUCUGCGUCAGCUUCGGCCAGGACGUCAUUCACUACAGAGUCAUCUACAAGGACAAAAAACUCACCAUCGACAACAAACAGUUUUUCUACAACCUCAUCGAUAUGAUUGAGUUUUACUCUAAGGACAAGGGAGCCAUUGCUACCACGCUGAGACGGCCCAAAGAAAAAGAAGGAACCAAGUCGGCCCAUGUAGAGCUCUCCAAAACGGGUUGGCUUCUUGAUAUUUCUAAGCUGACAAUUGGAGGCAGUAUUGGAGAGGGAGAGUUUGGAAUGGUGUGUGAGGGCGAAUACAUGGGCCAGAAAGUGGCAAUAAAAAACAUCAAAUGUGAUGUUACUGCUCAGGCCUUCCUGGACGAGACCUCUGUCAUGACAAAGCUACAGCAUAAGAACCUGGUACGGUUGUUAGGAGUCAUUCUACACAAUGGUCUUUAUAUCAUCACUGAGCUGAUGGAAAAGGGGAGUCUGGCCAACUUCCUUCGCACCCGAGGACGCUCUGUGAUCACUGCCAGCCAGCUGCUGUGUUUUGCCCUAGACGUGUGUGAGGGUAUGGAGUAUCUGGAGUCUAAGAAGCUGGUCCACAGGGAUUUGGCGGCACGGAAUGUUUUGCUGUCAGAUGAUGACGUGGCAAAGAUCAGUGAUUUUGGAUUGGCCAAAACCGUCACCAAAUCCCUGGAUAACGCCAUGCUGCCGGUGAAAUGGACCGCCCCAGAAGCCCUGAAAAAAGAGAAAUUCUCCACGCGUUCAGACGUUUGGAGUUAUGGGAUCCUUCUGUGGGAGAUAUUCUCCUAUGGCAGACAGCCCUACCCUAAGAUGUCUGUGCAGGAGGUGAAGGAGAAGGUGGAGCAGGGAUAUCGAAUGGAGGCGCCGGAGAAAUGCCCCCCCGGCGUGUACGCCCUUAUGAGUGAAUGCUGGGACGCCGACCCGAAAAAAAGGCCGGCGUUCCACAAACUGCGGGGCAAGCUGGAGGAUGUCAUUACAUCUGAGGUUUUGUCAGACUGA